AUGAAGUACUUCCAGUGCCCCGUGACUCACCAGACCAGAGGAAACAAGGCCUACACCAGCAGGAGUGUGGGGUCCCACUCUGAGAGCUCUAAAACUCUGAAGCAAAUCCGCAGUGUGCACUUCCCCAAUGGUAUUUUCCAGGACUAUGUUCGCCACGGAGAGCUGGAGAGGAUUGGACUUUUCAUGCGAGCCAGAAGAGUCAGUCUGGACACCAUCUACUCUGCAGGCAUGGCCGCGAUGCAUGAGGCCGUCCUGACGGGGAACCUGGAGUGUGUGAAGCUGCUGGUGAAGCACGGAGCAGAUAUCCACCAGCGGGACGAGGAGGGCUGGACCCCCCUACACAUGGCCUGCAGCGACGGCUUCCCACACAUUGCACGCUACCUUCUCUCGAUGGGGGCCGAGACAGAGCUGGUGAACGAAUGCGGGGAGAAGCCGGCAGACCUCAUCGAGCGGGACAACAAGGAGCUGCUGGAGCUCUUCUGCCUGGCUGUCAAUGACUGAGAACACGUGGCUUUAAAGACACACACUCCUCUGGAAUCUACUGUCCAGGCACUGUCCUGCAGGGAUGGAUAGAACACGUGACGUCAGUGCAGCACACUGGUGUUGAGCGCUGACUCAGCUCUGGAGGUCAAAGACUGGAUGUGAGGCAGAGGAUGGGCUGGUGGCUGGGGAGGGGACUUUAGCUGGUGGGGGGGGCUGCCCCCUGUCUCCUCCAGCAGCACAGAGAUCCUGUAAGAGCUUCCCGUCGUUUUAUACCAUAAUGAACUCGAUUCAUUUUUUGUGUGUUUUGUUUCUGACACUUGAAUUAGGGUUUUUGAAUGAAAUAGUUACAUUGUCAGCUCAUUAGCACUCCGAAAGCUAACAUUAGCUUAUGUUGACUGCCUCUAGAAUGUGGUAAUCCAAUUUCUAAACCCAGUGACUUGUUCCUUAUGGUCACUUUCAGACUUAGCCGUAUUGAUUAGUAGUUGUUUGCACUGUAAAUGAGUUUUUUAUACUUUUUAAAAUACAUUUUAUCAAAAAAGUG
Trematomus bernacchii (emerald rockcod) is the source of this 1024-nucleotide messenger RNA. It is a transcript of the gene ppp1r27b, whose product is annotated as protein phosphatase 1, regulatory subunit 27b. Gene Ontology annotation, molecular function: phosphatase binding. The record is from RefSeq and is a predicted model, not a curated record. NCBI's taxonomy places the organism in Eukaryota, Metazoa, Chordata, Actinopteri, Perciformes, Nototheniidae.